AUGGUUUUAGCUGACUUAGGGAAGCGUAUCAACGGUGCCGUCAACAGUGCGUUGUCAAACACCCAGGAUGAUUUCGCAACUGCUGUCGAUUCCAUGCUUAAGGGCAUUGUUACUGCAUUACUGGAGGCAGAUGUAAAUAUUGCGUUGGUUUCGAAAUUGAGAAAUAAUAUCAAGAGCAAAUUAAUGGAAAAUAAAGGGAAAUCGAUGACGAACGUGCAGACGAAGAAACUGAUUCAAAAGACUGUCUUUGAUGAACUAUGUAAUUUAGUUGACUGCCAUGACGGCGAACAAUUUAAACCAAAGAAGAAGAAGACUAAUGUGAUAAUGUUUGUUGGUUUACAAGGUUCUGGUAAGACAACUUCAUGUACAAAACUGGCUGUAUAUUACGCCAAGAGAGGUUUUAAAGUUGGUUUGGUUUGUGCCGAUACUUUUCGUGCAGGUGCCUUUGAUCAAUUGAAACAAAAUGCUAUUAAAGCUAGAAUUCCUUUCUUUGGUUCCUAUACAGAAACAGAUCCUGUGAAGGUUGCCGAGGAAGGUAUCACAAAAUUCAAGAAAGAAAAAUUCGAAGUUAUUAUUGUGGAUACUUCCGGUAGACAUCGUCAAGAACAAGAGUUAUUCCGUGAAAUGGUAGAGAUAUCUAAAGUUGUAAAACCAAAUCAAACCAUUAUGGUUCUUGAUGCAUCUAUUGGUCAAGCUGCUGAACAACAAUCAAAGGCUUUCAAGGAAUCUUCCGAUUUUGGUGCUAUCAUAUUGACAAAAAUGGAUGGUCAUGCCAAAGGUGGUGGUGCUAUAUCUGCUGUUGCAGCCACAAAUACUCCAAUUAUCUUUAUCGGUACUGGUGAACAUAUACAUGAUUUUGAAAGUUUCUCUCCUAAAUCAUUCGUAUCAAAACUACUUGGUAUCGGUGACAUAGAGAGUCUUUUUGAACAAAUACAAACGGUAUCUAAUAAAGAAGAUACCCAGGCUAUGAUAGAAAAUAUUCAGCAAGGUAAAUUCACACUAGCAGAUUUUAAGAAACAGAUGCAAACCAUCAUGAAGAUGGGUCCAUUAUCCAAUAUAGCACAAAUGAUUCCUGGUAUGGGUAACAUGAUGAAUCAAGUUGGUGAAGAGGAAACAUCCAAAAGUAUGAAAAAGAUGGUGUAUGUUUUAGAUUCAAUGACUAAAGAUGAACUAAAUUCGGAUGGUAGAAUAUUUAUUGAUCAACCAAGUAGACUAGUAAGAGUAGCAAGAGGUUCUGGUUGUUCUGUAUUUGACGUUGAAAUGAUUUUGAUGCAACAGCAAAUGAUGGCAAAUAUGGCCCAAAGUGCAAAAGCUGCUAAACAAGGUGGUGGUCGUGGUAUGCCCGGUAUGGGUGGUAUGCCCGGUAUGGGUGGUAUGGGUGGUAUGCCAAAUAUGCCUGGUAUGCCAAAUAUUUCUCCUCAAAUGAUGCAAGAAGCUCAACAACAAUUGAGACAGAAUCCAAAUAUGAUGAACAAAAUGAUGGGCAUGUUUGGUGGUAAUGGUGGUGGUAUGCCAGAUAUGGGUGAGAUGAUGAAAAUGAUGGAUGAUCCACAAAUGCAACAAAUGGCCAAACAGUUUGGUAUGGGCAUGUAA
Maudiozyma barnettii is the source of this 1593-nucleotide messenger RNA. RefSeq names its product RNA-binding signal recognition particle subunit SRP54 (gene SRP54). The record is from RefSeq and is a predicted model, not a curated record. Gene Ontology annotation, molecular function: GTPase activity; endoplasmic reticulum signal sequence receptor activity; GTP binding. Bases 1 to 1593 code for a protein of 530 amino acids. Gene Ontology annotation, biological process: SRP-dependent cotranslational protein targeting to membrane, translocation; SRP-dependent cotranslational protein targeting to membrane. Gene Ontology annotation, cellular component: cytosol; signal recognition particle, endoplasmic reticulum targeting. Lineage: Eukaryota; Fungi; Ascomycota; Saccharomycetes; Saccharomycetales; Saccharomycetaceae. The transcript has a single exon.